Messenger RNA from Hemiscyllium ocellatum (epaulette shark), 6923 nucleotides. RefSeq names its product polymerase (DNA directed), lambda (gene poll). Gene Ontology annotation, molecular function: DNA-directed DNA polymerase activity; DNA binding. Gene Ontology annotation, cellular component: nucleus. The record is from RefSeq and is a predicted model, not a curated record. Gene Ontology annotation, biological process: double-strand break repair via nonhomologous end joining. Lineage: Eukaryota; Metazoa; Chordata; Chondrichthyes; Orectolobiformes; Hemiscylliidae. The transcript has 7 exons. The coding region runs from base 59 to 1816 and encodes 585 amino acids.
UUAACAGCUUGUACGAACAACUCACCUGGACAGCAUGCCCAGACUGUGAAUCAGCCCUAUGGAGCCUCAGGGGAUUGUCAAGGCAUUUCGAAAGGUGAAACGAGCUCAGGACAUCAUACCACCAACAUCCGGAGUGACCCAGAAGAAAAUCAAAACAAAUGAAGUCAGUAAAGAAAUCUGGUUGUGUGGAUUGGUGGUGCAUAUUGUCCAGGCAGGGAUUGGAAAGGCUCGGACAGAAAUCUUUCACAAGCAGAUUGUACAGAAUGGUGGGGAGGUCAGCCUUAUUUUCACCCCAGCCGUUACUCACGUGAUCAUAGAUGAUGAAAUGGAUUGUGAUCGUGCCUUUCGCCUCCUGAAACUGGAGGUCCUGCCUCCCAGAGUCCAGCUGGUGCGAUCUGCAUGGCUCAGCUUAUGCAUCACAGAGAGGAGACUUUUGAGCACUGUGGGCUACAGCAUCUUCAUCCCAGACAAAUACCUGUCACCUGCACAGCAGGUCAAAAUUCAGGGCUCAGAGGACAAGGAUCAACAAGAGAACGCAGAGGUCAACAAUCGAUCAGAGACCCAGUCAAAGCCCAAAUUCAGCUGCACAAAGGCAGAAAGAUCAUUUGCUGAUCAAUGGGGAGAGGGUACAGCUGAAGAAACCAAUGGAGCAGCACAAGCCUCUCUGGCCCAGUUUUGUGAAGAUGAAGGUGGGAGUGAUGCUGAAGAUGACGGAGUUUCCGAGCAUGACCUGCAAGCUCUGAUCUCUGGGAGCAUCCAUUCGCUCAGUGAAUCUGACUUGAGGAAAGCAGCUGUUAGUGGCAAAUGGGUGUGUGCCCAAUCAUCCGAAAGCAAAAAACAAAACCACAAUAAACCCAUCACAGACAAGCUGGAGGUGCUGGAGGCUGCGUACACACAUCAAGGUGACAAGUGGAGAGCGCUGGGAUACGCCAAGGCCAUCAACGCCUUGAAGAGUUACCAUAAGCCAGUGUCCUCCUAUGAGGAAGCAUGUAAGAUCCCUGGCAUUGGCAAACGGAUGGCAGAGAAAAUCAGAGAGAUACUGGAGAGUGGGCACCUGCGCAAGCUUGACUACAUCAGUGAGAGUGUCCCAGUGCUGGAAACCUUCUCAAACAUCUGGGGAGCUGGUGUGAAGACAGCCCAGAUGUGGUACCAGCAGGGAUUCAGAACUUUGGAUGAUAUUCAGAUGAAAGCUACUCUGACUAAGCAGCAGACCAUUGGCCUCAAGCACUAUCAUGAUUUCCUAGACCGAAUGCCCCGGGAAGAGGCUGGGGAGAUUGAAAAGACGGUGAGGGACAUGGCUCAGUCAAUCGAUCCAUCCCUGAUUGCUGUAGCCUGUGGCUCCUAUCGACGUGGGAGGGCCACCUGUGGUGAUGUAGAUGUCCUCAUCACACAUCCGGAUGGCAAAUCGCAUCGUGGUGUCUUUAGUAAGAUCCUUGCAGGUCUGAGGGACACAGGAUUUCUAACGGAUGACCUGGUCAGUCAGGAGGAGAGUGGGAACCAGAAGAAGUAUCUAGGAGUUUGCCAGCUUCCAGGUCCUGGGCACCGUCACCGGAGGCUCGACAUCAUUGUGGUGCCAUACAGUGAGUUUGCCUGUGCCCUGAUGUACUUUACUGGAUCCGCACAUUUUAAUCGGUCCAUGCGGGCUUUGGCGAAGACAAAGGGUAUGAGCCUCUCGGAGCACUCACUGAACUGCCACAUCCUGAGGAAGGGAAAUGCCAAAAUCACCACAGGAAUAAUCAUCUCUACGACAACCGAACAAGACAUCUUUGAACAGCUGGGACUGCCAUACAGGAAGCCACAUGAGAGGGAUUGGUGACACUGUUGCAGGUCGGCAGAGACCUAUUCCAUUGUGUUUGUACAUGUGUCAUCCAGUUUGAUACUGCAUCAUACAGGCUAAGGACCCAGCAAUUCACCUCCAAGUUCAGCCUGACAUAUCUGCUUUGAGCGUUUUUUUUAAUGUAUCUGUAACAUGAAAUAUCUUCAUCAUCUGUUUGCUUUACAAUGUGAGAAAACAGAGUGAUUGAUCUUUUCUCGCCAGGUUUGGGGAGUAAAACAUCGGGAAGGCAAUGCUAUACCUGCAUCAACCUGCUAUGUCCAUUCUGAGGCACAAUUUUAAGAAAAAUGUCAAAUUCUUGGAAAGAUUACGAAAGGAGGUUUACUGCAGUGGUACCUGGAACUAGGGAUUUAUGUAGUGAUCCUGAAAAAGCCAUCUUUCUUGUUGAAGAUGAUUUCUAAGACAUUUAAUAGAGUUGUUCAAAACAUUAGGAGUUUAUGAUCGAGUAAAUGUACUGGCAGGAGGGUUGGUAACUAACAAUCACAGAUUCAUGGUAAUUGACAAAAACAAAGCACAAAGGGUGUGAUUUUUUUAUUUAAACAUGAGUUGUUGUUAUGUAGAAUGUAUUGCCUGAAAGUAAGUUGAAAGCUGAGUCAAUAAUAACUUUUAGAAUUGCAGGAUGGAAAUUGCAGGAUGGAAAUUGCAGGUGUCGAACUAACUGGAUCACUCUUUCAAAGGGCUAGCCAAAAAUGUUGGACUAAAUUACCUUCCACACUUUAUGAUUCCAUGCAUCUGCUGACUUUGCUCACCUUUUUUGAAGGUUGAAUUCCUUAGAUCUUGUGUGAUCUCCUUCCUGCUGCACAGCAGCUGUCUUUACACUCUCUGGUAUGUGGGUUCCACCCAGCAACUGGGUAGGUCACCACCCUCCCACUCCAUCCUCCAGUCUCCUGAGACAAUAGUUUAUGUCAGUUCUUACUGUGGACGAGGAAAUGGAGGCUAGAGAACUUGGGGAAAUAAAUAUUAAUGUUUUGAAAAAAAAUUCACAUUACACAAGAGGAAGUGCUAGAGGUCUUAGAAAACAUUAAGGUGGAUAAAUUUCAAGCACCUGAUCAAGUGUAUACCAGAUAUUGUGGGAAAUUAGGGAAGAAAUUGUGGGGCCCCUACCAGAUAUAUUUUUAUCAUCUGUAACCAAGAAAAGUGCUGGAGGACUGCAGGGUGGCUGAUGCUGUGACUUUAUUUAAGAAAAGCUGUAAGGAGAAACCUGGGAACUAGCAACCUGUGAGUCUGACAUCAGUGUUGGGUAUUUUGUUGGAGGUAAUUCUGAAAGAUAGGAUUUACAUGCAUUUGGACAGGCAAGGACUGAUUAGGGACAGUCAGCAUGGCUUUGUGCUAGGGAAAUCGUGUCUCACAAACUUUAUUGAGUGUUUUGAGGAAGUAACCAAAAAGAUUGAUGAAGGAAGGGGGUAGACGUUAUUGACAUGGUCUUUAGUAAAGCAAAGUUCCACAUGGUCCACUAAUUAGUAAAGUUGGAUCACAUGGGUUUCUGGGAGAGCUUGCCAAAAUUGGCUUUAUGGUAGGAAACAGAGGGUUGUGGUGGAGGGUUGUUUUUCGGACUGAAGGCCUGUGAGCAGCAGUGUUUCACCACGAUCGGCACAAGGUCCUCUUUAGUUUGUCAUUUAUAUAAACAAUAUGGAUGAAAAUUUAGGAGACAUGGUGAGUAAAUUUGCAGAUAACACCAAAAUUGGUGGUAUAGUUGAUAGUGAAGAAGGUUAUCUAAGAUUACAAAGUGAUCUUGAUCAGUUGGGCCAAUGGAGUAACAGAUGAAAUUUAAUUUGGAUAAAUGUGAGGUAUUGCAUUUUGGUAAAAUAAACAAGGGCAGGACUUUUACAGUUAUGGUACAGCCCUGGGUGGUGCUGUAGAACAGAGAGACCUAGGGGUACAGGUACAUAUUCCUUUGCAAUUUGCAUCACAUAUAAACUGGGUGAUGAAGAAGGCGUUUCGCACAUUUGCCUUCAUUGCUCAGACCUUUGAGUAUAGGAGUUGGGAUGUCAUGUUGAGGUUGUAUGGGACAUUGGUGAGACUUCUUCUGGAAUAUUGUGUAUAGUUCUGGUCACCCUGUUAUAGGAAGGAUAUUUUAAAUUGGAGAGGGUUCAGGAAAGAUUUACCAGCAUGUUACUGGAAUGGAACAUUUGAGUUGUAAAGAUAGACUGUGACUUUUUCCACUGGAGUGUGGGAGGUUGAGGAGUGAUCUUGUAGAGGGGCAUAGGUAAGGUGAAUAACAAGGAUCUUUUCCCAAGUGUGGGAGGGGGAGUUCAAAACUAUGGCGCAUAUUUUUAAAUGAGAGAAAAAGAUUUAAAAAGGACAAGGGUCAACCUUUUUACACAGGGAGUGGUUCGUAUGUGUUCUGAACUGCCACAGGAAGUAGUGGAUGCAGAUCCACUUAAAUCAUUUAAAAGACAUUUGGAUAAUUUGGAUAAAUUUGAAUAGGAAAGGUUUGUUAGGAUUUGGGCCUAACACAGGCAGGUGGGACUAGGUUGGUUUGGGAACAUGGUGUGGACUUGUUGGACAGAAGGGUCUGUUUCCAUGCUGUAGGACUCUAUGACAAUAGAAGCCCACUAUCCCAUGCACACAUUCACUGGGUAUUUAGAAACCUCAGGAGAGAACUCAUCACCUCAAAUGUGUUCUUUUAUUCAGUUAGAUUAUUUUAAUUCCAUUUAUUCCACCUUGGUCUCAAUAACUUUGAACGCCCUUACCCAGCAAAAAUCUAUCUGUCGCAGUUUUGAAAGCUCUAAAUAAAACCUGAUUGGUGUGGCAGAGAGGAUGGGGUGAUCAUGGAGCAUUUCUUAGAGUCAUAGAGGUGUACAGCAUGGAAACGGACCCUUCGGUCCAACUCGUCCUUGCCGACCAGAUAUCCCAACCCAAUCUAGUCAGACACGCCAGCACCCAGCCCAUAUUCCUACAAACCCUUCAUAUUCAUAUACCCAUCCAGAUGCCUUUUAAGUGUUGCAGUUGUACUUGCCUCUACCAUUUCCUCUGGCAGCUCAUUCCAUACCACCCUGUGUGUGAAAAAGUUACCCCUUAGGUAUCUUUUAUAUCUUUCCCCUCUCACCCUAAACCUAUGCCCUCUAGUUCUGGACUCACCCACCCCAGGGAAAAUACCUUGUCUAUUUACCCUAUCCAUGUCCCUCAUGAUUUUAUAAACCUCUAUAAGGUCACCCCUCAGCCUCCGACAUCCAGGGAAAACAGCCCCAGCCUAUUCAGCCUCUCUCUGUAGCUCAAAUCCUCCAACCCUGGCAACAUCCUUGUAUAUCUUUUCUGAACCCUUUCAAGUUUCACAACAUCUUUCUAAUAGGAAGGAGACCAGAAUUGCACGCAGUAUUCCUGAAGUGACCUAACCAAUGCCCUGUACAGCCACAGCAUGACGUCCUAACUCCUGUACUCAAUACUCUGACCAAUAAAGGAAAGCAUACCAAACUCCUUCUUCACUAUCCUAUUUACCAGCGACUCCACUUUCAAGGAGCUAUGAACCUGCACUCCAAGGUUUUCACACAGAAGAAACAAUUUUUCUCUAUCUACUUUGUAAAUGCCUCUAAUCAUCUUAAAGACUUAUUAAUGUAUACGAGCACUGAUCAAUACUGCGGCAUGUUUUAAGCAGCAGCAGUAAAUCGUUAACCUCUCCCAUUGUUUGCUGUCCUCUUGGGCUGAGUGGGAAGAGUUGUGUUAAUGCACUCAGAGCAGUUCCCGUGUAGUUGAAGGUGAAACAGGAGAUUUGUUGCCACCUUGUGGACAGAAAAAAGUAUUUCCUGUUGAAUGUUUAAAGAGUAAAUUGCUUACUUCACAGGCAAACAUUUAGAAGGUCUUUAUUUGUGGGAUGGAAAACUGAAAUUCCAGGAAGGGUCUAGUUCCAGGUGUAUGAUGGACUUGGCUCAUUUUAGCCAGGCUAGCUAGCGUUCAGACAUGAGAGUUAAAAACAAGGGUAGAAGUCAAAUACUACUCCAUUUCAGUACAGUGACCUCUGAUGGAAAGUGUGAGGACGUUAAUGGAAAGCAACAUCAAGUUUAGCUGUGAUGCUGUUCACUGAAGGAAAGGUACCAAGCACCUGAAUGAGCCUAUUACAGUUGGCAUAGCUAUAUCAGGCAAAGUAAAAAAUAAUACAAAACGGAAAGAAACAUUUUUUUAAAGGACAUACUUUUCAGAUUUUUAUUUAGUUCUUUCUAGGUCUGUGGAUGGACACAAAAAAAAGCUGUCUUUUAGCAAACACAUUUAAUAAAGUCAGACCACAGGGUUGCUCUACUCAGGGCCUGUGUCAUAUUUUUAGAUGCCUGGAUAAAGUUGCUAUUAUCAGUUUACUGAUAGACCGUGGAUUAGAAUAGAUCAUAUUACAUCUUUGAGUCCUUCAUUUGCCCUGCAAUGCUUUCUUCUUUACUGAGCCAGACUGAAUCUUCAUUCUUCCAUUAUAUCAGUCAAACUCGGUAUGAGUGGCAGGUCUCCUUUCCAAGAGGACUUUAAUGAACUAGUUUGGUUUUAUGUCAGUUUACCAGUUUCGUGGUCAUUUGAUCUUUUUUCUAAGUUUUACUCAGAUUCUCUCUGAUGGGUUUUGAAUUCUUGUUCUCAAGAUUGCACCCAAUUAUGUAGCUACUUCACAACUGUGACGAUAUGUGCCUUUAAGAGGGAUUUGUUCUAUCUGGUUUAUCUUGACGUGGGAUGUUGUAAACCUGGUAAUGAGGUGUCUGCUCCAUAGAGAGUAGAGUAAGUAGCUUUGAUUUCUUUUUUAUUUGGACAAGUGGCUCAUUUUUAAAUGAGUCAGUGGAAUCAGGCUCACACAUUCUCUGGGUUUUAGUUUUUGCUCUCAGUUGUUAAAGUUGGGGUUUUUGGGAUGAAUCUCUCACUCUCUGUGCUGCUGCAAAAAACUUGAAUUCUUUCUCUGCUGUUCAAUUCAUUCUGUUGGUGUUCCUUCACCUGGAAGAAAUAGAAAGUGAUGGAAAUCUGUUUUGCUGAAUUUGCUUUUGCCAAGGGUGUGUUUACAGGAUGCUGCUAUAUUAGAACAGUUGAUGAAUAGUAAUUAAAUAAUAUAUUGUUUUAAGUAUUUUAAUAGAGUUAAAGCUAUGGCAAUUCUAUAUUUGGUUUGUAUUUUAACUGUGAUGUAAGA